Molecule: messenger RNA, 359 nt
Organism: Enterobius vermicularis (human pinworm)
Lineage: Eukaryota; Metazoa; Nematoda; Chromadorea; Rhabditida; Oxyuridae
Source: the annotation of a GenBank genome assembly
AUGCUCCGAGACUGUGCACUUACGGAACGGGCAACUCUCGAACACGUCGACAACAUCGCCAUUGGCGAUAUCGCCUACUAUACAGAGCUUGGCGAUCUGUCCUUCUAUUGUGAACAUAACUUCACCAAGCUACGUCAAGGCGAAAUAGACGCAUGUGAUCGGCCCGGCUAUGAUUUACCAGUAUCAUCGUUGGAUAAAUUUUUACGAAUAUUUAAUCCAAAUUUAACUGUUGUUGCUGUACCGCCAUCAAAUUUAACUCGACAAGCUCAAAAUUUUGCUGAAGAAUUACAGAAACAUAAUGAUUCUAAGUUGAAAUGGAAACUUGUUGUUAUUAUGCUUGGGCACAAGGUAAUCUAACA